Messenger RNA from Aspergillus oryzae RIB40, 1164 nucleotides. RefSeq lists its product as uncharacterized. The record is from RefSeq and is a predicted model, not a curated record. Bases 1 to 1164 code for a protein of 387 amino acids. NCBI's taxonomy places the organism in Eukaryota, Fungi, Ascomycota, Eurotiomycetes, Eurotiales, Aspergillaceae. The transcript has a single exon.
AUGAGUCUCGACAAACUCCCCAAUGAAAUCCUUUGUCUUCUCCCCUUCUACAUCGAUAACAUCGAGACGUUUACCAACGCAGCAUCAUCAUGUCGCCGACUCCGUGAUUGUUUAUACACAGCACUCCCCAACACCAUACUGCGGCUAGCCGCCGCCUCGGCCCCUACAUUCUUUUCUCCCCACCCGCAUUUCCUCGUCGCUGCCACAGCCCGCCAAGUCAGUGACUGGGCAUUAGGGGAUGAAACUCGCACAUUAGCCCUCCGCGAAGCCUUCCAAGGUGGAAUCGACAGCCUCUAUGAAUUCUGCCUCCAACAUGCAGGCCUAACAUUAGAAGACAUUCGAAGAACACAUCUAGCCCGGUUCUCCAUCAUUAACCCCCUCUCGGACAAGAUCGACAAGAUGGCCGGUAGACAGUGGUUCGCCACGCCAAACUUCUGGAAUGGCGGGGUGAGCGAACCCUACACCAUCUACACGGAGGCAGACCGCGCCACCUUCCAAAUGAUCAUAUACGGGGAGUUGUUUGGGCGGAGUAUGGACGCCUUCUUACAGCCGGAAAAGAAUCUCCCCUAUUUCGAUAUACGAACACGGAUCGACUACUUCACCUAUUGUCUCCCAGAUUGGGUUUGUUCUAGUUAUCCCGGGUUUGCAAGGUUGGCGACCGGUCCGUAUGCGCCGCACCUGGAAAGGCCGAGCGAAGGAGACCAAGUAGCCUUGCAUCAUAUCCUGCAUUGUGGUCGAUGGCGACGCAUGUGGGCUGCUGCCAUUCGGUCGGUUCUGGGAGGUGACGAUGCUUUUACUGAUGAGGAUGAGGAAGAUGAGCACUGGAGGAAGAGGAUGUUACGUAAUGCGUUGCAGAGUCAGGGGCUUGAGGGGAUGCAACUAGUGACGUUGCCUGUGGACAAGAUAGACAAUGAAUAUGUACAAAAGGUGAGGAAGAUGAAGCAGCAGAUCGAUCAGUUGAAUGAGCCUCCCCGGGUCGAAAUGCUGGGUAAGGGAGCGCUUACUCCCGUCUCAUUUGCUCCUGACCCUCCCCAUGAUGUUGAGAUUCCAUGUAGGAAUAUGUGGGGGCCAUGGACAUUCAAUCCAGAUGCAGCGUCGGAUACGGACUCGGAAGAAGAGUCGGAUCCAGAUUGGGAGUUGAACUUUGAAGUGAUUGAACAAUGA